AUGUCUGGGUACUACGAAGUCUACCUUGCGCGGUACAAUCUCGAGAUACAGAACCCCGAUAUGCAGGGUCCGAGAUAUCACACGGCCAUUUUCGUGAAAACCGCGGCAGACAAGAGCGGCACCCUGCACCACGUCACUGGUGAUAUCACCUCUAUGAAUGGGAUGGUCUAUAUCCCACAACCAAGGCAAUAUCCUGAAUACUCGCAGUCUUUCCACUCGCUCGAGAAACUGGGCGUUACGCCCAUGUUCAAGCAUCCUGCCGACUGGGGAGCAUACCGGCGCCGCCCCGCAGAUGGCGUUCAACACCAAGACAAUGAAAACCGAGCCAUUGAAGACCCGGCGCUGACCUUCUACGAGCCAGGCGAGCCCCGAAGACCCUUGGUCAAGUGCACUGAAUGGACUUUGGAGGGAGCCCUACCUGCCCUUCAAGCAAACGGGCUUAUUAUUCAACAAUAG
Penicillium bovifimosum is the source of this 456-nucleotide messenger RNA. RefSeq lists its product as uncharacterized. The transcript is spliced from 2 exons. NCBI's taxonomy places the organism in Eukaryota, Fungi, Ascomycota, Eurotiomycetes, Eurotiales, Aspergillaceae. The record is from RefSeq and is a predicted model, not a curated record. The coding region runs from base 1 to 456 and encodes 151 amino acids.